GAAACAUUCAAAAAUAGACAGAGAAGCAUGGGUAUAUAAAGGAUGCUUGCACGUCCACAAGUUGGGUUCUUCAUCGAAUUAUUGUUAUCGUCAUCUCAUCAUGUCGUUAAUCAACUGGGGUCCCAACGAUAAUAUUGAACGCCGAAUGAACCAACUCUUUGAACAUUUUCUCGGAGACGUCGGAGCUCCUUUCCACCAUCGUAGUGGUCAAAGCUCCUUGAGAUCGAGUACCUUGAGCCCGCCCGUGGAUGUUUACGAAACUGACAAAUCGUGGGUGGUCCAUGCCGAACUUCCUGGUGUAAAGAAGGAAAAUAUCCAGAUCGAUCUUUCCGAAGGCAAGCUCACUCUGAAAGCCGAGACUAAGCAGUCAGAGGAAUGGACCAGCAACAAUACUCGCUAUCAAGAACGCCGCUUCGGCACCUUUUCUCGAACCGUGCCUUUGCCCGACAAUGUCGACCGCGACAACGUCCGUGCCAAGUUUAACGACGGCGUGCUCGAAAUCGAUUUGCCCAAAUCGAGUCCAUCCUCGGCUCGCCAGAUUACCAUUGACUAAAAACAAGUUGUAUUUUCCAUUCUCCUUGCUAUCACAUAUGACCCAACAAAUAGUCUAGCUUAAACGAAUUUUCUAAUGUAUCUUCUAUGUAUCUUCUGAAAUUUCAUUGGCGAGAUUGAUAUCAAUAAAUAUUGCAUGCAAACA
Radiomyces spectabilis is the source of this 697-nucleotide messenger RNA. RefSeq names its product HSP20-like chaperone. The transcript has a single exon. The record is from RefSeq and is a predicted model, not a curated record. NCBI's taxonomy places the organism in Eukaryota, Fungi, Mucoromycota, Mucoromycetes, Mucorales, Radiomycetaceae. Gene Ontology annotation, biological process: protein complex oligomerization; response to salt stress; protein folding. Bases 101 to 553 code for a protein of 150 amino acids.